AUGUAUGAUCUGGUUCAAGAUAGAUUGCUUCUCAAAAUAGCAGGCAAUUUCAACAACAUUCAAAUGGCAAAAUUUGAGAUCAUAGCUAGCGCAACUAAACCAAAUUUGAAACCUGUUCGUGUCAUAGAGGCCUUGCAACAGGUUUAUAGGGACUCUGUGCCAUGUAAAUCAGUAAUUUAUGAUUGGAUGAUUGAACGCUUUAAGGUGGGAAGAGUGCAAUUGGAUGACGACCCACAAGGAUGGAGAUCCACUGCAGCGCGGGGACAAGAUAGAUGA
This is a messenger RNA of Rodentolepis nana, 276 nucleotides long. Lineage: Eukaryota; Metazoa; Platyhelminthes; Cestoda; Cyclophyllidea; Hymenolepididae. The record is from the annotation of a GenBank genome assembly.